This is a messenger RNA of Drosophila nasuta, 741 nucleotides long. It is a transcript of the gene halo, whose product is annotated as kinesin-1 cofactor halo. The transcript has a single exon. The record is from RefSeq and is a predicted model, not a curated record. The coding region runs from base 99 to 425 and encodes 108 amino acids. NCBI's taxonomy places the organism in Eukaryota, Metazoa, Arthropoda, Insecta, Diptera, Drosophilidae.
UCCGCAUCGAACGCUCAACGAGCACAGAAGUCGCAUCGAAAAAAAGAUUAAAGUGAAAAGUGUUACUUCAAUCAUCAUUUCAAUUGCAAAUCUUGACAAUGGCUGAAGAACUGUUUCCGGGUCUCGAGCGUCCUUUGCCGCAGCUUCCUUCCUUGACCUACACGCUGUUUGCCUAUCGCGAGGAGCUGCGACGCCGUGACGCUCCCUUCAUGAAGAUGUCCACGAUUAAGCUGCACUUGACCGACAAUCUGAUACUGCAAACGAUCAAGAACAUUCGUCAAUUGGAUACCAUGGAGAUCAUGAAUUUGAACCGCGAGAUUGUCUUCAAGCGCAAGUUGACCAAGCAGAUGCGUAAGGUGCGUAAACUGGAGAAACUUGGACUCAAUGUCGAUCCUCGCCAACUCACCACACAACAGUGGCACUAAACAAUCAAAAGAACAGCAAAAAACCGAACAAGAAAUCAAACCUAAACAGCGCAACUGAUAAUGAUAAACAUACUCUAAGCAUGUCGAUAUAAUACUUCUAAGCUAAAUAGUUUCUAAAACUCAGUUGUAAGCUGAACUUAAACCUCACACACUUAGUAUACGACAUUUUUUUCAUAAAAAGAUAACGAUUCAAAUCUGUGAAAUUUACACUGAACUAUGGAUUCCUUUUAAUGUUAGAAAAUAGAUUUGGAUAAAAUGUGAGAAUGUGCAUCUACAUUUAAUUGAGCCUUGAAAAUAAUUGUAAUAAUUUUAAGAA